UUGGACCGUUGUGUGAUGGGCAUAACGGCGGUGGAGAUCCUGAACGCCUGUGACGAGCUGGCUCCGGCCACCGUGGACGCUCUGAGCCACUCGGCUGUGAACCUGAAGCAGGCGAUGACUCGCCGCAGCCUGGCGGCCCUGAAGAACAUGGCUCAGCACAAACUGCAGACGCUCGCCACCAACCUGCUGGCUGCAGACAACGCCGAUAAGGGCAACCUGCCGAAAUACUCCCAUAAUGCCCUGGUGGUCCAAGCGAUGAAGACCAACCUGACGGACCCCGACAUGCACGUGCUGUUCUUCGACGUGGAGGCGGUGAUCAUCCAGCUGCUGACGGAGGAAGCCCAGAGACCGAACCCCAUGCUGGUGUCUCCGGAGACGCUGCAGAAGAGCCAGGCGGGCGCCGACAAGGGGGGGUCCUUCCUCGCCAACAAGAUCUUCAAACAGGUGAAGGAGACGAUGAAGGAGACCAUCAAGGAGCACCUGUUGGAUGAAGAUGAAGAGGAGGAGGAGGAGAUGAGGAGGCGGGAGGAGAAGUCCAAGUCUCUGAGUCUGCUGGAGUACAAUCUGACGAUGGACACGGCCAAACUCUUCAUGUCCUGUUUGCACAGGAGGUCACAUGUCCCUCUCAUGCUGCCCACAUUUAAGGAGUCCUUGCUGCGGCAGUUGUCCCUGGCGACGGGUCUGAAGCUGACUCUGACCGACAUCGUGGGGAAGGGGACGUACGGCGUGUCGAGGGCCGUCACCACACAGCACCUGCUGUCUGUCAUCUCACUGGCCAACACUCUGAUGGGAAUGACCAACGCCACCUUCGUCGGAGAGCACAUGAAGAAAGCGCCAGUCAGGCCUCCCAGACCAGGAGGAACCCCGGAGACUCCUCGCAGGACGGUGGCUGCCCCCCCUCAGCCCUCCAACCCGGCGCUACAGGCCCAGAUCAAACAAGCUGCUGUAGCUGCCACAGCCAACACCAGCACUGUUACUUCUGCUACUACUGCUGGGGCUCCGGGGGCCCCUGGGGGUCUUCCUCAGGGGGCCCCUGGCUCCCCGAGCCCCGGCCCUGCUUCUCAUAACAUCCCCUCAGUCAACGAAGGUUGGAGCCAGCUGGCAGCCAUGCACUGUGUGAUGCUCCCUGACCUCCUCGGCCUGGACAAGUUCAGACCUCCUCUGCUGGAGAUGUUGGCGAGGAGGUGGCAGGACCGCUGUCUGGAGGUGCGAGAAGCAGCACAAGCUCUCCUAUUGGCUGAGUUAAGAAGGAUCGGACAAUCUGGACGUAAGGACACCAUCGACAUGUGGGCUCCCUACCUGCCUCAGUAUGUGGACACUGUCAGCUCCCGUAAGUACCUCAAACUGCCUCUUAUCUGA
Plectropomus leopardus (leopard coralgrouper) is the source of this 1359-nucleotide messenger RNA. NCBI's taxonomy places the organism in Eukaryota, Metazoa, Chordata, Actinopteri, Perciformes, Serranidae. The record is from RefSeq and is a predicted model, not a curated record.